Messenger RNA from Psylliodes chrysocephalus, 1615 nucleotides. The record is from the annotation of a GenBank genome assembly. NCBI's taxonomy places the organism in Eukaryota, Metazoa, Arthropoda, Insecta, Coleoptera, Chrysomelidae.
GCAGCCUAAAUAGACCAGUUUAAACUGUCAAUUUGGCAAUCAUUUUCAGAUUAAAAGCCCCACAUAAAAACAACAAUCAUGACAGUAUAGCCCUGUUAUAUGUCUCCGAAACUAUUUGAAAAAGUUAGAUUUUUUGUUAAUGACUACUCGGAUAGUGGUAUGGAAAUAAUUACACAUUACACCGCCGAAGAGGAGCAACUCGUCAUCCAAUCGGCUUUAAAGAAAAAAGAACAAACCAUUCUAGAAAAUCGGCGCGCUAACAAACAUUUCAACCUCAGAAAUAAAUCGAUACAACAAUAUUUUCAACGAUUAAGCGGUUUCAACAAGAAAAAAUGCAUCUUGGAAUUCGUCGACAAGUUGAGAAAUCCCGCAAACACUUUCCAGAUAUUGAGCAAUAUGUCUCUAUCCCGCAUCAAGAUGGAUUCAUACUCUAUCGUUGAUCCCAAGACUGACAAUUACCAUCAAAAACUGACCUGGGACCACGACAGGAUGCUUGACAAGGACACAAUUUUUGAAACGAUGGAUAACGAUGCCGAAUGGUUUGGGAAACUCGACGAUGAUAAGCAAUUUAAACUGGUCAUGGGAUUGAUAAAACUGUGCAGUUGCGCUGUCAAGAGAACUUUAUAUAUGCCAUUGUAUCGAAUUUACAGUGCUUCCAUUACUACUUUUAUGAAGUCGCAUUUUGUAGGUAGAAGUGCGUUGGAUGCCAUAAAGGAACUUCAUAUUGAUCCUUUGGAGGAUGAUCCAGAAUUUGAUCCGAAACAUCCAUCUUCAAUUGAAGUAUGUAAACAAAGAAAGAAAUGGUUUGACCUUAUUGAACAAUACAGAAAAGAGGUAACAUCUGUUUUUCCAGAAUCUAGCAGCAAGUCUUUAGAGAAAGAGAAAGGUGAUAAAGGCGAUAAAGGCGAUAAAGGUGAUAAAGGCGAUAAAGGGGAUAAAGGCGAUAAAAAGGCUACUAAACGCCCAUUAAAAGAAAAGGAAAAGCAAACGAGAACUGACUGCGACAUUGACCUAAUCCAACUUCUACCAAUAUGGAUCGUAAAAAAAAUACUGAGUUACUUCUCCAACGAAGAGCUUCUACAAUUUAAGAAAGUAAACAAUUAUUGGGAAUUUGCCAGUCAAGAAAUUAUAAAAGAACGUAAAACCCGAGAACGAAUAAAUCAAUUGUUAGAAAAUAUGAAAUCAAACAUCAAUCCAAAGGUGUUCGAAGAAAAUAAAAUGCUUAUAGGACCACAGACAGAAGUACCAAAAUCGAAAAUUGAAUCUAAAAAAAAGUCGAAAAAUCUUGGUCGACAUUACGAUGAAGUAGCUUUACAUAAAAACAUUGUUCCUAAAAAAUUUAAAAAUCUCUGUAGCGUAUCACUGGCAACUCAAGCUAGAGGAGUCAGCGAACACGCGAUGGACACUGGUGAAAUGGUGCCGUUUCCAAGGAUUAUCAAGAAAGGAUUGGAGUUGUAUAAAUUUCGACCGUGCUCAUUACAAGAUGUUGGUGUUUCGUUCAAUGUCGAUGAGGAUAUUGAGAGACAGAAAUCUUUCAUUACCUACUCUCUGAGUAGCGCGCUCAGCAGUAUUAAAAUUUCUGUUGAUGAUAAUAUCCUUACCGAGUGGUAAAAGU